UGGCGCCCAGCGGCUCGCGCUGACCGGACGGGGAGGGCGCCCGGGGCAGCCUCGCGCGGCACCUCCCGGCCCGCGCGCCCAGCCGGCGAGGGACGUUCGUUCGGGGGUCGCGGCCGCUCCGGCGAGAGCUGUGGCCACUGCCAGAUGCUCACCCUCUCUCCCUGCCCCCAGAUCCCCUCCGUGCUGGUGGGAGCACGGCCUCUGGCCACCUAGCGUCCAGCCGCGAAGAUGAGUGCCUGCGGGAGGAAGGCCCUGACUCUGCUGAGCAGCGUCUUUGCCGUCUGUGGCCUGGGGCUCCUGGGCAUAGCGGUCAGCACCGACUACUGGCUGUACCUGGAGGAGGGCGUGGUCCUGCCCCAGAACCAGAGCACGGAGAUCAGGAUGUCCCUGCACUCAGGCCUCUGGCGGGUCUGCUUCCUUGCAGGUGAGGAGCGGGGACGCUGCUUCACCAUAGAAUACGUGAUGCCCAUGAACUCCCAGCUGACGUCCGAGUCCACGGUCAACGUUCUAAAGAUGAUUCGCUCAGCCACACCGUUCCCUCUGGUCAGCCUCUUCUUCAUGUUCAUCGGCUUUAUCCUGAGCAACAUCGGACACAUCCGUCCCCACAGGACGAUACUGGCCUUCGUCUCCGGCAUCUUCUUUAUCCUCUCCGGCCUCUCUCUCGUGGUGGGCCUCGUGCUGUACAUCUCCAGCAUCAACGACGAGGUGCUCAACAGGACUAAGGACCCAGAGACCUAUUUCAACUACAAAUACGGAUGGUCGUUUGCCUUCUCUGCCAUCUCGUUCCUUUUAACAGAGAGUGCCGGCGUGAUGUCCGUGUACCUGUUCAUGAAGAGGUACACCGCCGAGGACAUGUACAGGCCUCACCCUGGCUUCUACCGCCCUCGGCUGAGCAACUGCUCCGACUACUCCGGCCAGUUCCUGCACCCGGACGCCUGGGUCCGGGGCCGCAGCCCCUCCGACAUCUCCAGCGACGCCUCCCUGCAGAUGAACAGCAACUACCCUGCCUUGCUCAAGUGCCCCGACUACGACCAGAUGUCGUCUUCACCCUGCUGAGCCUCGGCCGCCUCCCGCCCUGGAC
Messenger RNA from Lemur catta (Ring-tailed lemur), 1081 nucleotides. It is a transcript of the gene CACNG5, whose product is annotated as calcium voltage-gated channel auxiliary subunit gamma 5. Gene Ontology annotation, cellular component: postsynaptic density membrane; AMPA glutamate receptor complex. The transcript is spliced from 6 exons. The coding region runs from base 229 to 1056 and encodes 275 amino acids. Gene Ontology annotation, biological process: positive regulation of synaptic transmission, glutamatergic; transmission of nerve impulse; postsynaptic neurotransmitter receptor diffusion trapping. Gene Ontology annotation, molecular function: channel regulator activity; voltage-gated calcium channel activity. The record is from RefSeq and is a predicted model, not a curated record. NCBI's taxonomy places the organism in Eukaryota, Metazoa, Chordata, Mammalia, Primates, Lemuridae.